GUAGUCGGCAACGGAGCUACGCGGAAUCACUCUACUGCACAUUAUCGUCGAACGAUUUUCCCAAUGUUUUCGAUGUGCGAACCCAAGUGCCGUAUAAAAAUAAUUCAAUGCUGUGAUUAAAAUAAUAUAAAAUGGACGUAGGAAUCGUUGAAGCUAAGCUAUUUGUUGUUCUUAUGUUAUAAGGAAUUAAAUACGUUGGUAGUUUUGUGAAAUUAGUGCGUGAGGGGGUGGUGCCGUGAUGCCAGUUCGUAAGCAAGAAGCCCACCGAGCCCUAGAACUGCUGGAAGACUACCACAGCAAGCUGGUGAAGCCGCAGGACCGGCAGCUGCGGCUCGCCAUCGAGCGCGUCAUACGGAUCUUCAAGUCCAGGCUCUUCCAGGCGCUAUUAGAUAUCCAAGAGUUCUACGAGCUCACCCUCCUCGAUGACAACAAGAGCGUGCAGCAGAAGACCGUCGAGACCAUCCGCAUCGCCAACAAGUGGGAGUGCGAUGGCACGAGGCGAGAGAUUCAACCCAGUGAAGAAAGUGACUACAGAACUAUUUCGAAUGCCUUCCUACAGGAUAGUAACGCAAAACAAGAGAGGCGAAAUGAUACUCCGGAUUCUGCCAAGGGUGACAUCACAAUCUCUCAUACAAUUCCACAUUCCAGUGGGAUUCCCGUUAAUGAGAAGGCUCACAUUACAGCCCCAGAAAUGAAGCAGUUGCAGGUGAACGGUAUAGAAGGCGGCGGCACAGACACUAACGAAGAGGGCUACACGCACCUCACCGUGGUCCUCUCUCGGGCAGGAGGCGCCGGCCUCGGCUUCUCCAUCGCCGGAGGAAGCGACAACCCGCACGUCAGCGAUGACCCGCAUAUCUAUGUGACGAAGUUGAUACCUGGAGGGGCGGCGGCGGCCAGCCAGCUGCAGAUCAAUGAUGCUAUAUUGCAGGUGAAUGACACAAAUGUGGUGAACGUAACGCACGCAGACGCCGUCGACGCAUUAAAGAAAGCCGGGAACACAGUGCGACUUAAAAUAAAGCGUCGCUCAGCGGAAGCGCCCCUCAACAACUCCAGCCAAGUGAAUAAUGACAAGGAGAAUGCUAUCGAGAUCGAGCUGGUAAAAGGCGGGGCUGGAUUAGGCUUCAGCAUAGCAGGCGGGCUAGGCAACCAGCACAUCCCGGGCGACAACGGCAUCUACGUGACCAAGAUCAUGGCGGGCGGCGCCGCGCACAAGGACGGGAGACUCAAGGUCGGGGACAAGCUGCUCGUCGUCAAGAAUACCUCGAAAGGCGACGUGGAGCUAGACAACGUGACGCACGAGGACGCGGUGGCGGCCCUCAAGGCGUCGGGCGAGCGCGUGCAGCUCGUGCUGGUGCCCGGCCCGCGCGCCAAGCCCAGCCCGCGCGCCUCCAGGGCCAACACGCCCUCAAGCACGGGCAACACGCUCCGCCGCGAUGACGUCACCGACGGCGAGGAAGAGACCCCUCGGGUCGUGGAACUGGAGAAGGGUCCCUCAGGGCUCGGCUUCAACAUCGUAGGCGGGGAGGACGGCCACGGGAUAUACGUGUCGUUUCUGUUGGCGGGCGGCGCGGCCGAGCGGUCGGGGGCUUUGAGAAGAGGAGAUCGAUUGCUACAGGUCAACGAAACGGACAUCACACACGCCACACACGAGGCCGCCGCCAAGGCGUUGAAGAGCACGGGCCAGAGAGUGAAGCUGACUGUCGUAUACCGGCCUCAAGAGUACAACAAGUUCGAGGCGCGCAUCAACGAGCUGAAGCAGCACCACACGCUGCUCAGGACCUCGCAGAAGAAGUCGCUUUAUGUCAGGGCGCUAUUCGACUACGACCCGAUCCGCGACGACGGGCUGCCGUCGCGCGGGUUGCCGUUCCGCUACGGGGACAUUCUUCACGUCACCAACGCUUCUGACGACGAGUGGUGGCAGGCCAGAAGGCUUGACUCCACAGACAACGAUGCUAUCGGCAUAAUCCCUUCGAAGCGGCGCUGGGAGCGCAAGCAGCGUGCCAGAGACCGACAAGUCAAGUUCCAGGGGCAAGGCACCCCGGUAAGUUCCAGUAGCCAAUCAACGCUGGAGAGGAAAAAGAAGACCCUUUCGUUCAGCAGAAGAUUCCCAUUCAUGAAGAGCCGAGAAGACGGCAAGUCAGAAGACGGUUCUGACCAAGAACCUUUCAUGCUUUGCUAUACCCAAGAGGACACAAAUGCGGACGGGGAAAUCUUGUACCGAGUGGAACUUCCCAUGAUGGAGGAGAUAACGCUCAUUUAUCUCGAGGACGAGUGCCAAGAUGAGAAUGUGCUAUCUUACGAAACUGUCCAGCAGUUGACUAUAACUUACACCAGACCGGUCAUAAUCCUGGGUCCCCUGAAGGACAGAAUUAACGAUGACCUCAUAUCGGAGUUCCCUGAGAAAUACGGCAGCUGCGUACCACACACGACGCGACCGCGCCGCGACUACGAAGUCGACGGUCGCGACUACCACUUCGUGUCGUCGCGCGAGCAGAUGGAGCGCGACAUACAGAGCCACCUGUUCAUCGAGGCGGGCCAGUACAACGACAACCUGUACGGCACCUCCGUCGCCUCCGUCAGGGAGGUCGCCGAGAAGGGAAAGCACUGCAUUUUGGACGUAAGCGGCAACGCCAUCAAGAGAUUGCAAGUUGCUCAGCUUUACCCCAUCGCCAUAUUUAUAAAACCAAAGAGUGUAGAAUCUAUUAUGGAAAUGAAUAAGCGUAUGACUGAAGAACAAGCGAAGAAAACUUAUGAACGCGCUCUGAAAAUGGAGCAAGAAUUCGCGGAAUACUUUACCGCGGUAGUAACCGGCGACACGCCCGAAGAAAUCUACUCGAAGGUAAAAGCGGUGAUCGAGACGGAGAGCGGCCCGUCCGUGUGGGUGCCGCGCCGCGAGCCGCUGUGAGAGCCCGCCCGGCGGCCCCGCGCCGCCUCCCGCCCCACCAACGUAUUCUACCAGGCAGACCUGCUCUCCGAACUCUAACACUCCUACGCAACAGCGCCUCAGUGUUGCCAGCACUCAAAAAUAUAAUAAGUGUUUCCGGGCAGUUUGAAUUUUGAAUGUUGGUUGGUUAUGGUAAAUUGCUGGUAAUAGCUGAGCGUGCGUUCGGAUUCCUGUCGUGUAGUGCCGUUUCGGUGGGCCGAGGCAGAUAAAAGCAAUAACGGUUACGCGCCCGUAGACCCGAUAGUUAGUCAUGUGAUUUGAUAAGUCGCCUUUAUAGUAAGGAGCGGUAACUCGCCGGAUCACGCUUGUACUAGACACCUCCGUGUUUGUUCGCUAAGAGUUUGUUUCCGCGUAAAAGUUGUCGUUCACUCGUGCAAAUUGUUGACCAAGAACUCUAAGCAAUUUAUAGCGUUCGAAUGUAGUUACACUACGCUUAUGUUUAUGUGCAAAUCUUAUUAACUAGUGGUAAUAUUUUAACAUUGUAUGCGAUAUAUCAUACAUUAAUUGAUUUCUCUAUAACGACUUUCUUCAUUGUUUGACACGGCACACGUAAUGUGCUUCAAUUAACUAUGUAAAUUUAUUGUAUAUUGAAAUUUUAUAUGAUAUUCAAGUUUAUUUACUCAGGUUGCUAGAUACAUUUUGAAUCUGCAUUAGCAAUGAAGUUGACGUAUCGCGUAUGUCGGUAUAUAAGUACUAGGUAGUGAGUGAGAGACGUAGCGUGACCCCUCGCACAUCCCGCAUGGCUAGAGAAGUACCUACAUCAUUACAAAUAUCUGGAUUAUUUGCUCAAGAGCAAUCUGUAUUUGUAGCUAUUGAAUCUCAUAUAUUCUGCACUAUAAUGUAUCGCGUUAGUCGAGGUGCAAGUUGUUUGUUGAUCAUUUUUAUAGUAAGCAAUUGUGUUAUACGGUGUGAAACAUCUCACCAAUUUAAAUAGUGUUUGACAUUAAUUUAUUGAGAAUUUUAUUUUCUUACUGAAUUACGGAAUGCCCAUCUGCAAAUAUGGCGCCGACGCGGAUUUACGAUUCGAAUAUUGUGUCUACUAUUACUUGGUGUAUACUUUGCUUUUUAUUGUUACUAGCGGAUAUCAACUUGCAAUAGAUAGGUAUAACAAUGUAUUGAACUUAUUAUGAUUGUACUUAAUUACCUAAUAAUUUUAGCAAUGGAAGUAUUAUUUCCCAAGAUAUUUUUUCUUGCGAUAUUAUAACAUGACAAUUUUACUGAGUUUUUAGAUAUAAAGGAAUUACUACUCUAUAGUACAACAUAGAUUAAAGCAAUGCAGUCGAAAACUAGGUCUACCAAAGAAGUAUAAUCAGAUAUAAAAUAAAUAAGAUACAAAUGAGAUUUAAAAUAUAAUUGAUUUUAAUGUUUGAUAAAGUUAUUAAUAAACUAAGUUGGCAGUAAUUCCUUUAAUAAUUUGUAACAUUCUACUUUCUGUAAAUAUACUAAUGAUUUUAUUGUAAUUUAUUUUUAUUAACCCUAAUUUAGCUCCCCAUUGUAUUAACAUUUAAUUGUGGAAAUGUUCUAAUAGGUAUUUAUUUUUAUGGAUUUAAGUAGGUACUCUAUUUUAAAUAAAGUAAUUAUGUGUGUUUAUCUGUGUAUAAUAAUGAAUUUAUUGUAACUAAAGUCACUAUAGUUAUAAAAGUCUAUUUUAUCUAAAACCCAUAUUUGCAGAUGAGAACAAUGUUUAUGAGUUAGUGAUGUUCAAUAGACUAGUUUGAAUAAAAUUAUUUACGUUGAAAAUUC
Plutella xylostella (diamondback moth) is the source of this 4687-nucleotide messenger RNA. Lineage: Eukaryota; Metazoa; Arthropoda; Insecta; Lepidoptera; Plutellidae. The record is from RefSeq and is a predicted model, not a curated record.